AUGGAGAUGGAAAGCCGAAGGAGACAAGACCACCAAAUGGAGAGCCAUGAAGAAAGCUCCGAAGAGAAAAGUCCGCAUCAAGAAACUAAUGCAGAAAAUAAUCAACAAAUGCUGACGUCUGGCAAAGAAGUUGUUCAGUAUGAACCAAGUAAAAGAAAAGAGAAGACAGACAAGGAAGAAAGGAAUGAUGAAAGCAAAAAAGUGAUUAUAAUACCUGAUCCGGUUAGGCAAGUUCGCUCAAAGAGCAUGGUGGAAAUAAGGAAACCAAAAACGUACACGACCUCUUUUGCAUCUACAUCAAAGAGGGCCGUGGUGCCAAAGCCGGUGGAAAAUUUUGUGCCACAAAUUACAGUGCCUCAACCCUUCAACGUAUCCAUAAGGUAAAC
Messenger RNA from Cylicostephanus goldi, 386 nucleotides. The record is from the annotation of a GenBank genome assembly. Lineage: Eukaryota; Metazoa; Nematoda; Chromadorea; Rhabditida; Strongylidae.